Macroventuria anomochaeta is the source of this 988-nucleotide messenger RNA. Its product is annotated as RmlC-like cupin. The record is from RefSeq and is a predicted model, not a curated record. NCBI's taxonomy places the organism in Eukaryota, Fungi, Ascomycota, Dothideomycetes, Pleosporales, Didymellaceae. The transcript has a single exon. Bases 140 to 592 code for a protein of 150 amino acids.
CAUACACAAUAUAUGAUCUCAACUUGACGUGCUCCCGAGGUCGAGCGGAACAACCUCUGUUAUUAGACUUUUGCUGCAGCAGUCUCAACAUGUUUUCAAAGACCGCAACUUCAUCCAAACCGAAACGUCAUCGAUCAUCAUGAGGGGUUCACAAAAGCCCAUCGUACUGGGCACCAAAGAUAUCGCCAACACUGCGUCAGAGAGCUUCCCAGAUCCAAGCACCGGCGGCGAUGUAUCAUGGAAGACUCUCAUCUCCGCGCCCAAAACAUCCACCGACACAUUCACUGUCGGCAUUGCUACAUGUGCACCAGGCACAUCAUCCGGAUGCCGAGGGCAUCUGAAGCUACAUCUCCAUAAGCAAGCGGAGAUCUAUCACGUCACUCAAGGCAAAGGUAUUGUCACUAUUGAUGGAAAAGAGCAUGAAGUAAGCAAGGGCAGCGUGGUAUGGAUACCUGGGGAUGCGGAGCAUGGGAUUGAGAAUGUGGGGGAAGAGGAUUUGGUGUGGUUGUAUGCUUUUGCUGCGGAUGGGUUCGCGGAUAUUGUGUAUCGGUUUGAAGAGUCUGGGCCUGGGAAAGAGAAGGCUAAGCUGUAGGGUUGGUGAGAGUGAGGAUCAUUGCUUCGCAGAUCAAAGUCAAUAAUGUUGUGUCCUGAAUCGAACGGCUUGUGGUCAGGAACGUUGGUUUUCAGUGUCUUGAAUCACCGCUGUAGUGGCCUCAUACGUAGCAGUGGUGUUACACAAGUCCCCAGUUUCCAUUUUGUGGGAGACUAGCGUGGCUCAGAGACAGUUGAGAUCUGUGUCACUGCGGGGAAUAGUUUGCAAAUGACAAGCCACGUUGUGUGAAAAAGGCUUGAUACUACUUCUCGCCGGUGUGCAAUGCAGAGGGUCGGCUAUGAAGAGUACGGGUACGGAAACGACUGUGUGAGGAAUUACGGACCUUGCGGAGGUUGGUGUGACAAUAAGAGACAAAAGUGUUGAGGAGCAAAUGGG